Engraulis encrasicolus (European anchovy) is the source of this 1722-nucleotide messenger RNA. RefSeq names its product FA complementation group F (gene fancf). Bases 194 to 1273 code for a protein of 359 amino acids. Gene Ontology annotation, cellular component: Fanconi anaemia nuclear complex. The record is from RefSeq and is a predicted model, not a curated record. The transcript has a single exon. Gene Ontology annotation, biological process: interstrand cross-link repair. NCBI's taxonomy places the organism in Eukaryota, Metazoa, Chordata, Actinopteri, Clupeiformes, Engraulidae.
AGCCAAUGAAAAUAUUUCCUGUUUCGACCACCGCUAACUCAAGGAAGUUUUCUGCGCGGAUUUAUGCCGUUGUGAUUGGCACUGUUGCCGUUCUUGCAAAAUAUGACAACAACCGCGACUUACUGGAGUGCGACUUGUUCCCACAUUCCCAAGUGGUAAAAAUGUUCCCUGGCGUCUUGAAACAGUGCGCUGCAUGGAGGCUGUUUUGAAAAACAUUGAGAGCACAUCGGAGUUGCUGGCCAUCUCUGAGACUGACCAUGUGAGACAGUGGAAUGAAGCCACCGUAAAGAGAGCUUUCCAGUGGAGCAACUACUGUGAGCAGAUCUUCAAAAGAUUCAACGCAAACACAUCAUUUAGAACGGCCAUAGAAAACCAACUGCGCGUUACGAACGACCAUCUGCGUAAAACCUUUUUGGAACACAAGGAUGUGACUUUUACCGAUCUGGGUCGAUGCAGAGAUGUGUUGAUGGUGCGAUUGUUGCAGAAUCUCGCGUGCCCUCAUUCUGUUGUAAAUGCUCUUUUUGGAAGUUUCUGUAAACCAAGUCCUGAAAGUGGCGACGCACAAGCAUCUUUGGCUUUGGGCUUUCCUGCUCUACAGGGCUCACUUUUGCGAAAGUCGGCAGGUGAACUGUUAUGGACUUCUGACAUUAAUCUGGGACCCACAUGUGGUGGUCUAUGUAUGAAAGCCCUAGUGAAUGGUUCAAUCUUAGGUGAACACAUACAAAAGCUUCUCACCCACACAGGUAGUGACAACCUUGCAGAGAGAUUGCUGGACUCUCUUUCCCAAUCUGACACUGAGGACAGCUGUCCAGAAAUUAUUGCAGGUGCUCUUCUUUCCUGUGGAGACAGUGCAUCAUCUGAUGUUGCCAGAAACACUAUCCUCACCUGGCUGGAGUCUCACCCAAACACACUUUGCAGGAUGUGCCAAUUGUUGCCAAUGUUGACUUUGACUAUACUUGCACAGCAGUCAGAGCGGUUUCAGCUGGCGUACAUGGACAUACUGAAACAGUGGGCCACAUAUUUGACGUAUGAUGUAACUAAAGGCGAAUGGGUCACGAGUGAAGACAACAGUGUGCCAUUUUCCACACUCACAAAACACUUCAGGUCUUUAACUACAAGUGGACAUCAUCAGCUUGAAACAUUUAUUUUUAGACAGCUACAUGAACUAAAAGAGAAUGAUGGAGGCUUUGAGGAGAGGGGUCUAAGUGUAUUCGGAGACAUCCUCUCACAGCUGAACACUAGGCCUAUCCAAUGUCCAACCGGUGUAUCCUGAGUACAUCACCAUCAGAAUUGAAAAUAAAACCUUUUUGUCCAGUAGCCUAUGUUUAUAUUUUUUUGUAGUUACCCUGUGAUCAAAUAAAGUGUCUGUUUCAAUUUGGGGUGUCUUUUUAGCCUAUGGGAGAUAGGGGGCAAUGGUGCUCUGCUAUUCUCCCAUCCAGGGCGCCCUGGUGACCGGUGUAGAUGCCAUUAGUACAGAUGCCGGAGUGUUCAUCUGUAGAAAAGAGGAAUGUAGGUACAGUGGUCAGGAAUGCACAAUCACUUCUCCUUACGGCAGUCUCUCUAGAUGCAUAAUUUACUGUAUUGUGUUUGUGUGACACUGUAUGGUGCAAAUUGAAUGCAGAAUAUGUUUUGUGUUUGGCAAGAGGUCAUCAAGUCUAUAUCAGACUAUGACAGAGACAUCUAAAAUUGAUUAUGUCCGUUCAUUAAAACUCCCUAACUUUG